This is a messenger RNA of Prosopis cineraria, 1498 nucleotides long. RefSeq names its product probable sugar phosphate/phosphate translocator At5g25400. Bases 224 to 1264 code for a protein of 346 amino acids. The transcript has a single exon. Gene Ontology annotation, cellular component: trans-Golgi network; endosome; Golgi apparatus. NCBI's taxonomy places the organism in Eukaryota, Viridiplantae, Streptophyta, Magnoliopsida, Fabales, Fabaceae. Gene Ontology annotation, molecular function: antiporter activity. The record is from RefSeq and is a predicted model, not a curated record.
UGCUUGUGUAGUCGAUAAGUCUCAAACUGAAACUCUUCGUCCUCCUUGUGAUGUGGCAGAAACCCAAACCUUUGAACUUCAAUUUCUGCGUCUGACACAUUCCCUCGUUCAUUCAUUCAUUUAAACCCAGAUCCCUCUCUUCUCCUCCUUCUCUAUUCAGAUCCCUCAGAUUUCUCGUCUCAGGGAUUAGGGUUGUUAAUCUUCGUAUUCAAAUCCAGCAACCAUGUCUAUGUCUGAAGGCGUUGUGAAGAAAGUCAUCCUCUCCUACACCUACGUCGCCGUAUGGAUCUUCCUCAGCUUCACCGUCAUCGUCUACAACAAGUACAUCCUCGACCGCAAGAUGUACAAUUGGCCCUACCCCAUUUCCCUCACCAUGAUCCACAUGGCCUUCUGCUCCUCCGUCGCCUUCCUCAUCGUUCGCGUCUUCAAACUCGUUGAGCCUGUUUCAAUGUCGCGGGAGCUUUACAUCAAAUCCGUGGUGCCUAUCGGUGCUCUGUAUUCUCUUUCUCUCUGGUUCUCUAAUUCUGUCUAUAUUUACCUCUCUGUUUCCUUCAUUCAAAUGCUCAAAGCCCUUAUGCCUGUCGCUGUUUAUUCGAUUGGGGUUUUGUUUAAGAAGGAGAGUUUCAAGAGCGAAACCAUGGCUAAUAUGGUGUCAAUUUCUGUGGGAGUUGCGAUCGCCGCUUAUGGCGAAGCCAAAUUCGAUGCCUGGGGUGUGACUUUGCAGCUUUUGGCGGUUUCAUUCGAGGCCACUCGGUUGGUUCUGAUCCAGAUUUUGUUGAAUUCUAAAGGGAUUUCUCUUAACCCUAUCACCUCACUCUACUAUAUUGCUCCUUGUUGUUUGGUUUUCUUGUCUAUCCCCUGGAUGAUCAUGGAGUACCCGUAUUUGAAAGAAACCUCUAGUUUCCAUUUUGACUUUGUCAUUUUUGGGACCAAUUCAUUCUGUGCUUUUGCUUUGAAUCUUGCUGUGUUUUUGCUUGUUGGCAAGACAUCGGCUCUGACCAUGAACGUUGCCGGAGUGGUGAAGGAUUGGUUAUUGAUCGCUUUCUCUUGGUCUGUGAUAAAGGACACAGUCACACCCAUCAAUUUGAUUGGCUACGGUCUUGCAUUCUUAGGCGUUGGAUAUUACAAUCACUCCAAAUUGCAGGCUCUUAAAGCUUCGGAGGCUCAGAAGAAAGCCCAGCAAGCUGAUGAGGAAGCUGGAAGACUCUUACAGGAGAGAGAAGGAGAAACAACAACAGGAGGGAAGCACGAGAACCAGAAUUGAUUUGGCUGCAGCUAAUCUCAUUUUUGGAUACGAAGAUCAGAGAUUUAAUAUUUGUCGAUUAAUAUUGGUGUAUCGGUAUUAGGUAUUUAUGUUACUUCUACUCAAUUUUUCUUGCCUCUCAUUGUUCAUUUCAGCGACUGUGUGCUGAGAAUUGAACAUCUUCCCUCAAUGAGUUAACCAUUAUGGAUGUUCUGGACCAAUUUCUUUGAAGUAAAGCUUAUGGUUUAUUAGCAA